CCGCGCCGGGAAAGGGUGUUCCCGGGGCGGGCGAAGGGCGGGUAGGGGGGCGGGUUGUCGAGGGGGAAAAGCAGCGGCUGUCGGCGCAGGCGGAGCCCACACCCCGCGCUGCCGCCGCCGGCCGGGGACUCCUCGUCCGCCUCUGGCCAUGGGGCUGCAGCCCCGGCGCGCAGCGGGACCCUGCCCGCCCGCGGGGAGAUGCGCCGCUCUGCCCGGAGCGCGCGGCGCGGCUGCCUGGCCCCGCAGCGAGGAGCCGGAGGGCGCUCCCGGCCGCACCGCGUCCCUGCCGCCCAUCCUGCCGGUCCCCGCCGCCGCCGCUUCCCCCGUCGCCGCCCGGGCGCAGCCCAAGAAGCCGGCGGUGGCGGCGGCCCCUAAGAAGGCAGCGCCUCGGCCCGCGGAGGAGAAGGCGGCGAGGAAGGCGCGGGGGGCGCCCCCGGAGCGGGCGGGCCCCCUCUCCAGCUCCUGGCCCUGCUCCUCCCUGCAGCGGCAGCCGCCGCGGAGGCCGCCGGCCGAGCGGGGGGCGCGGCCCCAGCCCGCCCCGCCGCCGCCGCGGGGCCGCCCGGCGGCGCCGGGGGCGGGCAGCCGCUCCUGCGAGAGCCUUGGCGGGGCGCCCGGGGAGACGGCGCUGCGCUUCUCGCUGAGCCUGCCCCCGGAGGCCAUCCGGCUGCUGCAGCGCCGCAGCCUGGAGCGGCAGCGGGGGCAGCCCGCCCCCUCCCCCGGCAGCAGAGCGGCCCCGGCCCCGGCCCCGGGGCGGCGCGGCGCCCGGGCGGGCGGCGGCGACUUGCGCGCCCUGCUGAAGAUUUCGCUGCUCAACGACAGGCACCGCUACGACGACGAGGAGUACGAGGAGGAGGAGGCGGGGGCCGCGGUGGACGAGGGGCUGGUGCGGAAGUGUACCGAGUGGCUGCGCGGCGUGGAGAGCGCGGCCGGCCGCGACCGCCCCGAGAGGCUGGAGACGCUGCCGCACCUGGGCACCCUCUGA
Gavia stellata (red-throated loon) is the source of this 982-nucleotide messenger RNA. RefSeq names its product proline rich 18 (gene PRR18). The transcript has a single exon. Bases 149 to 982 code for a protein of 277 amino acids. Lineage: Eukaryota; Metazoa; Chordata; Aves; Gaviiformes; Gaviidae. The record is from RefSeq and is a predicted model, not a curated record.